This is a messenger RNA of Pundamilia nyererei, 3588 nucleotides long. It is a transcript of the gene aftphb, whose product is annotated as aftiphilin b. Lineage: Eukaryota; Metazoa; Chordata; Actinopteri; Cichliformes; Cichlidae. Gene Ontology annotation, biological process: intracellular transport. The transcript is spliced from 10 exons. Bases 360 to 2693 code for a protein of 777 amino acids. The record is from RefSeq and is a predicted model, not a curated record. Gene Ontology annotation, molecular function: clathrin binding. Gene Ontology annotation, cellular component: AP-1 adaptor complex; trans-Golgi network membrane.
GUUACUCCCUUCACUGUGGAUGGAGCAGAGUGUGACAUCUUAGUACUUUUAGCAUCCCAGGUGACGCCUACGGAGACCGCGAGAGGAUGGAGAAGGGCUGCACCGUUGACAGACAGGCGAAGUGAACGAGAGGUGAUAAAUAAAGAGCUGGGAUUGCUCGUUAAACGGCCUGUCACUGUCUGGCUGAUUCUGACGGACAGCUAGCAUCAGACAGCGGCUACAUGAGCUAGCCGCUGGCCAUGUCAGCUAAUCAGCUUCUGUGUCGGUAACAGGACAGCGGAAUGCCGUUUGGGAACUACCUUAUUUUAACCCCAUUAUUUAUUGGUGCAUGAGUCCUUUGGGUCCUGCAAGGAGAACCCAUGGAACCCAACAUCAUACCCUUGCACUCCUCUUCCUUGCCUCUGAUGGAUGAUGAUGGUGAUGGGGAGGUGGCAUCAGAGGAGGAUGAGUUUAAGGACUUUUCUGUCGGGAUGUCCUGCUCCCCUCUUAAUUUUGCUGAUGCAACUGAGUCACCUUCUAGUUUCAGACCUCCUUCUCCAACCUCAGAACCAGCCACCCAUCAACCCAGUUGCAGCUCUAAUGGCGCAGGUGAACAAUCCCAGCCUACAUCCGAAGUGAAGCUGGAGUCUGGUAAGGCUCAGAUGGAUGUAGGACAGGAGGAUUAUAAUGCUGAACCUUCUUUGCACCUCACAAAUGGAUUUGCUGAAAGUGAACAUAACUCUGGGGCCCAUACUUCUUCUGUAGGUGGUCGGUCUCCUGUGGAGGAAACGGGGUUUGCUGAUUUCACUGUGUUUACAAAGCAGGCGGGACACCCCUGGUGUUGUGGCUUCUCUCCACUGGCUAAUGCAGAGCAGGAGGAUGCGAGAGUAAAAGGGACAAACAGCACCUUUAGUGAACAAAUACAUGAAUCAGGAGAGGAUUUUAUUAUGGAAUCUGAGCCCAGAUAUCACUGUGCACACAAAGAAAAACAAAACAUCUCCACUGAGAUCAGGGAGAAAAGAGAUGCAGCACUUGUGCAACCAUCUCAGGUCCAUCAUCAGCCUCAGGAAGCUGCAGGAAAUUGGAGUUUUCCUUCUGAAGAGGAGGAGCUAGAUAAGCCUUGGGAUAGUCAGAGGGAAAGGAGGAAUAGCUUUAAUUCUCUUCAAACCUCUGAGGUACAGGACGAUGGAGAUGCAGAAGAAAUCUUUCAAACAUGUAGUAUGCAUGAGCCUAUGUCAGAGGACUUGGCAUCCUUCAGUGAUGAUUUGUCAUUUGAGGUUGCUUCUGCAGAUUUGGAACCAAAUGUUUCAUCCCUUGCUUCUCAAGAUGAUCAAACUGACUGGGACCAGUUUGAUGAAGAUGAAGACCUGGGAAACUGCAGACAUUCUGACUCUUUUGGAAACAGUAAUGUGACAAACCUCAACCAGACUGAGUCAGACAGGGACAUUCAUCACUACGAAUAUCCGACUCAGGAAAAUUCUGCUACCUCCAAACAGUCACAAUCUGGAACAAAUUUGCAAGACAGAUUUGCUGACUUUACUGACAGCAGUUUUGAGCAUCACAGACCUCAAGAAGAUCGUCAAACGGCUGAUGCAGGGGUGCAGAUUCUGGGAAAUCUCCCACUGAGUGACAGCUUUGCAGAUUUCUGCUCGGCGCCCACGCAGGAGGAUGAAGAGGGGUCGUGGGCGGAAUUCAAUGACCAGAGUGCAGAGGAUGGAAGAAGUUGGAGACAGUUCAGAGCACCAGUCAGCAGCCUGCAGACUGAUGUAGACGAUGAGGAAAAGAAUAAGCAGGACAGAGUGGAAGGAACAAGAAGGAACAGCUCUCAGGAUUCACUGCCCUGUCGUGUCCAGGAAAUCCUUCAAGCCAGUUUCCCAAAGGUAGUGGUUCCAGCUGUGGAAGAUGAGAAUGAGCUGGUUGGCCUCAGUGCUUUGCUUCAAGCUGAGCAUCUCUCUGAGAGUGGGGAGGAGGUACCAGUCCCCAGCAGUGCUCAGCGGAUUCAGCAGGAGAUAUUGAGGCCACAUCAGGAUGUCCACAAUGCAGUUGGGCUCCAGUUUCAAUGGGGGGGCUCCCAUACUAACAGGACUCUGCUCAGUUGUCUUGGCGUGGACACAAGAAACGUUGUGUUCACUGGGAGGAAUAAGCAGUCUGUGACUGUGCCUGCUUUUGCAUCCAGUCUGGGAAUGCUUGAGCCAACCAAAGAUGCCGUGUCAGCUGCCUGCUCUUCAAGAAGCACAGCUGUUACAGCACAAGCACCUCCAGGGCCCCGGGAUAUACCGGGCCCCUCAACACAUUCAGCGCAGGAGGAGCUCCCUUCCAGCCAGCUGGACUGGAGCGGUCGUGGCCUUAGCAGCUCUCAGGACGACUGUUCUGCUCUCAGCCUGGAUUACUUUGGUCCUGAGGAUGAGAGCAGGUCCAGCAGUAGCACCCAAAGCCACAGUCCCCCUCCAGGAAUUGAUCCAGAGCUGUAUGAGUUGACCAUCAGCAAGCUGGAAAUCAACACUAACAGCAGCCACCUAGAGGACACUUUGAAUCGCCUGAUGUCCUCCGCAGAGAAGACGAGCAUUUCAGUGAGAAAAUUCCUGCCGAGUGAAGAGCUGAGUGAAGAGGCUUCCAGGGUGAUCGCUGUGCUUCCUAACUUGUCUUUCAUGCAGGCCAAGGUCCUCAUGUUCCCAAGCGUGCUCCUACCCAAAGCAUGCACUUCUCCAAAAUGACAACACAUUAUUUAUAUUUACAACAAACUGGAUUGUGAAAAUUUGAGAUAUUUUUGUUAAACACACACAGAUAGAAGAGUUCAGAACAUUUGAUAACACAACUGAUCAUUUUAAACACAUUGUGAUAUGGUUGCUUGUGUGCAGAGUUCUCUUUCCACUGUUUAUUCCAGCUGUCUGCAAAACUCUUUUAUACACUGCAAGUGAAACACUUCAGUGCAUAAAAGAGGACAAAGGACAUACCUGUGCAUCCUCGAUUGUAGCUUCUUGUAGCAAGACCUGCAGAUGCAUUUUAGGAACUGAGACAGGAGGAAGAACAGGGGACAUGAGAAGGCAUAAAUUAGAGAAAUGAGAAAACCCUUUAAUCUUUCACUUGGCCUUGGCCUGCUUUCCCAUGUAUGUAGCUGAUUCAACACGGGCUGUUUGAAGAGGUAUAGAAUAGGUAUACUACUACAUGUGAGGUCACAUGAAAUCAUAGAGACUUAUUGGGAAACGAGAGGUUGAUUUUCCUGCUUUAGUAAAAAUACUCCACCUGCUGGCUAUCCUCUGCUUUUAGGGUGAAAGUUGUGAGUAAAAAAAUAUCCUCACAUAUAAGGAUAUUCAAAUUUCAAAGCAUACUAAACUGCAAACUGCAAACUGCACUGCGGAAGGUCAGCAGCAACAGUACAGUGUGUGAAAGUAUUAUUCUCCUCAAUGUGCAGUGUUGUGAUUUAGUUUGGUUUAACGUCCCUUUUACCCAGAUUUAUUUAGUCUGUUACAGGAAACAUGUCAGUCGAAAUGGAUAUUUUUAUAUGUAUGUUGUUAUUUUUACCUAAAAACGACACACACGGUUAUUUUAAUGUAAGGCUAUAACAGACAAAUCAUAUAAAAGACAGAAAGAAUGUGAUUAUGUGAUGUG